Molecule: messenger RNA, 3037 nt
Organism: Pectinophora gossypiella (pink bollworm)
Lineage: Eukaryota; Metazoa; Arthropoda; Insecta; Lepidoptera; Gelechiidae
Gene: Hgsnat
Product: heparan-alpha-glucosaminide N-acetyltransferase
Exons: 10
Coding region: 268-2058 (596 amino acids)
Source: RefSeq, a predicted model, not a curated record
CGCUGCGUCUGUCGCUCACACGUAAAUCGACUUUACGCUAAGACGCAAACAAACUUUACAAAUAAAAAUAUCCAACGUGCUAACAUUAUAGUUAAAAAAAUAAUAAUUGUGCAACAUACCCUUAAAUAAUACAUUAAAAUUUAUAUUUAAGAGACACGAAUUUUUGGCGCGUUUGUGUGGCUGAUUGAAAUAAAAAAAUAUAACUUUCUGCGACGUUUUAAAAAUCGAACAUAAUUUUUGUUGUGCUUUAGUUUAUUUGUGAUCAAAAUGAAUGAAACAGAAACAUUAAAACCAGAUAUUUUGGAUUCUAUUUUGGAAGCGGAUGAUACGGAUACAAAUAAUACUUGGGAGUGGUAUCAGGAAGCGAUUAAGACUUGGCUGGAAGACCCUGGCGUGGAGGAGCACGAAGGAUUGAAUAUUACAGCUUUGAAGAUGGACCAAGCGUAUACUGUCGGUCUUGCUGAUCAACAGGUCGCCGUUUAUAGCGUGUCGGAUGAUUGUUUUCGGUGUCCGUUCGAGCUUCAGAAGACAUUGUCAGCAGACACAGAAGAGUCGUGGGUGGUGAGCACAGCACGCCGCGCCACCUGGCGGGUAUACACCGGAAUAGACGACGAUUAUAUCAACUCUAGGAAUACCACAGGCAUGUUAUGCCAGCUACGGCCAGAGUUGGGCCAGUUCGGAGUAUAUCAUCUGAAUAUAACUGGAGAGAGCUGCGAGGUCACCACAACCAGAGAACCAGUUGAUAUUUACUCGCCUCUGCUCCUACUGCUGGGCGUAUUGGGAGCAGCAUGGGUGCUGUACGGGGUGGGCAGGCUGAUCAUGUCGCGUGUGAGGCGGACGGGCAAGCUGCGCUAUGGAGACAAGGAGCUGGCCAUCCAACAACGACUACGGGCGUUGGACACCUUCAGAGGGUUGGCGAUAGUAAUGAUGAUCUUCGUGAACGAUGGUGCUGGCGGCUACUGGUGGUUGGAGCACGCUACCUGGAACGGCCUGUGUGCCGGUGACCUGGUGUUCCCCGCCUUUCUCUGGAUCAUGGGUGUCUGUGUACCCCUGUCUGUCAAGAGCGCCUUCGCUAAAGGCGUCCCGAGGUGGAAGAUCUGCGCGCAUAUCCUUAGACGGUCGGUGAUAAUGUUCCUACUGGGCAUGUCUCUGAACACGAUCUACGGCUCCAACAUGCUCCACGAGCUGAGGAUAUUUGGAGUGCUGCAGCGGCUGGCGGUGGCGUACCUCGUCUCCGCCGGUUUCUACGCGCUCACCGCUCCCAAGUAUUAUACUCCGCCGCGGGGUGCGUGCGGUCAAGCCCUGAAGGACGUGCUAUCGUGCGUGUGGUGCUGGGUGCUUGCUGCAGGGCUCAUCACCGUCCACACUGUCAUCACCUUCGCGGUCCAUGACCCCCACUGUCCCGCUGGUUACCUCGGUCCCGGUGGCAAACAUGACGACUGGGUGGCGUCGAACUGCAGCGGCGGCGCGGCCGGGUACAUCGACCGCCUGCUACUCGGCGAUUCACAUCUGUUCCAACGAAGCGACGCUAGGAGGAUCUACGGGGGACUUGCCACGGACCCCGAGGGACUCUUAGGCUGCCUAACCUCAUCAGUGCAAGCCCUGUUGGGCGUGCAAGCAGGAGCUACAGUGCUGCUGCAGCGCUCCCACAAGUCUCGCGUGUCUCGGUGGCUGGCGUGGGCGCUGGUCUUCGCUUUGGUCGGCGCUCUGCUUGCUGGAUUCUCUAGGGAACAUGGGUCCAUUCCCAUCAAUAAGAACCUUUGGUCCAUGUCGUUCGUGCUGGUAACUUCAGCCUGCUCGCUGGUUCUCCUCAGCAUCUGUUACGUGUUCACUGAUGCGUGGCGGCUGUGGGGCGGAGGACCCUUUAGGGCUCCAGGCCUCAACGCCAUCGCCCUCUACAUCGGCCACUCCCUUUGCUCUCAUCUCUUUCCCUUCCACUGGAAAGUCCCCCACAUGAGGACUCAUAGUAUACACCUGGCUGAAGCCGUUUGGGGAACGGCCCUGUGGGUCAUAAUCGCUCAUGUCAUGGCCAAGAAGAAAGUGUUUAUUACUCUUUGAAGCUCUUGAAUAAUAUGCCUUUUUAGAAUUUUCUAAGAUUAUUGUGAAUGUUGUGAUGAUGAUGUUGAACAAAAAUAUUUGGCAGACAUGCAUAACGUCUUGUGCCCGCAUUACUAAAGCAAUAAUAUCUUCACUAAAUGUGCAGUGGAGAAAUAUGGUACUCCUUCGGGUGAAAGACGUUUUAGUCCAGUGGUCUAUGGAUCUCGAGGACAGUCUCACGCGACUAAGACCAUUAUUGAAGGGGAGUGAGGUGUUGAGUAGCGAAUGCAAACGUAUAAAAGCGCUUACUCAGAAGCUCAACUUUUGAGCGUCACGCUCAACGCGCUCCGACUAAAGUCCUGCCGUCGAGAGAAUGCGCAUUUGACAGCUGGUGAUUCGAAUUCGGGAUAUCUUUGAAGCGGCGAACACAUUACGAUAAAAAAUAUUUUGACCUUACAUCGGCAAUAAAUAAUACAAAAAAUGAUAUUAUAACGUCAAUUUACGAUAAAUAUUUAUUGUGUAUUACAUUGCGCAAUCUCUCGACGACAGUUCUUUAAACGACAUUACCUUGUCUUGCUCAGCUUUCCAUUUUAAGUUAUAAGAAACUACGCUAAGAUAUUUUCCACAUAUUUUGAUAUUAAACUUUUAUGAUUAAAAAUAAGACUGAUGAGUGUUAUCUACACCAACCUGCAGUGGAGCAGUGUGGUGGAUUUUACUCCAUACUCCUUCCGGUUGAUUGAGAGGGUCCGUUCCCAGCAGUGGGACUUAUAUAGGCAGUUUAUCUUAUCUAAUGAGUGUUUAAAAUUUAAAACUAUGUACCUAUUACAAUACUAUCAUGAAUUCAAACGUCACGAAACUGAACCGGUGUCUUACUUGAAGUAUAAAAAUAUAUUGAUUAAAAAAUAAUCUAGUCUUAAAACUCUAUGUAAUUUUUAUAGUGUUUCAGUGUAAUCGUAUAUAAAUUUUAAGUAUAAAUAAAGUAUUAAAACAAAACAAAAUA